CUGUUUUAGAUUUGGUCCAGAAAUUCUUGAAAUGAAGCAAUUGCCAGCAGAAACUGUCCGAAUUCUUUCAAGCUCACAGGUCAUCACAUCCGUUGUCAGUGUGGUCAAAGAACUGAUAGAGAAUUCUUUAGAUGCUAAUGCAACAAAUGUUGAUGUUAAGUUGGAAAACUAUGGUUUUGAUAAGAUUGAAGUUCGAGAUAACGGUGAUGGAAUCGGGGCAGCUGAUGUCCCUGUCAUGGCAGUGAAACACUACACUUCAAAAAUCAGUUCUUCCCAAGAUCUUGAAAGCUUGACAUCAUAUGGCUUUCGUGGUGAAGCUUUGGCCUCAAUUUGUUCCACGUCAGAGGUUCUGAUCACAACAAAGACAGCGAAUGAGGAUUUUAGUACCCAGUACACUUUGGAUAGAAGUGGUCACAUAAUUUCUCAAAAGCCGUCUCAUCUUGGUCAAGGUACAACUGUCACAGUUCUGAAGUUGUUCAAGAAUUUGCCUGUAAGAAAGCAGUUUUAUUCAACCGAUAAAAAAUGCAAGGAAGAAAUAAAAAAAAUUCAAAAACUUCUGAUGGCAUAUGGCAUUAUAAAACCAGAACUGAGGAUUGUGUUUACACAUAACAAGACAGUAAUGUGGCAGAAGACCAGGGCAUUGGAUCACAAAAUGGCUUUCAUGGCAGUAGUGGGAGCUCCCAUUAUGGGCAACAUGGUAUCAUUUCAACGCCAUUGUGAAGAUCUUGAGGUUCUUCUCACUGGUUUCCUUCCAAAGCCUGAUUCAGGUGGUGGUUUGACAAGUCAUCCAAGUCCAGAAAGAAGCUUCAUUUUUGUAAACAAUCGGCCAGUGUAUCUAAAGGAAAUUCUCAAGCUGGUCCAACAGUACUAUAAACUGAAGUUCCACAUGGACUCUAAUCGUUCAUAUCCUAUUUUCUUAAUCAACAUUAUUAUUCCUCCAUCUGCUGUGGAUGUCAAUUUAACACCAGAUAAAUCUCAAGUAUUGCUACAUAACCAGGAAUCCAUCUGCCUUGCCAUUGAAAAUAUCUUGACUUCCCUAUAUGGACCUAUGACUGAGGUUAACUCAUGUCCAACUGAUAAGACAGACACUAUUUUAGAAGAUUCUUUCAUUAGUGAAGCAGAACAAACAACAGUGUGUACGAAACAAAUUGGAUCUUGUAGAAACACUAAUCAACAAGCUCGCAUGCCAUUGUUUUCAUCUAGUAGCAAUAGGGAAAACAGUGGAAGAGAGCUCCAUUUGAAUAAUCAAACAUUGUGUAAUGACCCAUCUCAAGGUUUUACUACUGAAGUAGAGACAUCUGGCAGCAAGAGAACUGGAUGUGACAGAUUUCAGGAUGCCACACUAGAAUUGUAUGAAGACCAACAGAAUCAAUCUAAAGGAAUAUUUAGUCCAGACAGCAGUAUCUUCAUGGACACUCAUUUUGAAGCCAGCAUUGAAGAUGAUCUAUGGAAUGACAAUUUCCAGGAAACAAAUAAAAGAGAAGGACCCAUCAUGCCAAAAGAGUCUUCUGAAAUCACUGCUGAUCAGUGGAGUUUGGGGAAUGCAUUGAAAAACUCCAGAGGAGAAAAUCUGGAGCCUGUUCAGAUUUUAAUUCCUGGAGGAGGGGGAGGGGGAAAACCUCAAGAGAAAAAUGAUGGAGAAACCCAACAAAAUCUUCAUGAGGAAAACAACAACCAAACUAUAAAAAGAACAGAUGUGGUAAAUGAGAAAGUGGGACAAGUCACAGCUUAUGAUUUAAUUAGCAAUCAGAUAAUAAAGAAACCAAUGUCCGCAUUUGACUUUUUUAUGCAAGAGCAUCGCUCUGGAUUGUUGACUGAAAAUACCAAAGCAAGUACAGAGGAACUGACAUUGAAAAUGGAUGAAAUGUGGAAGACAUUGAACAAAGAAGAGAAAAAGAAGUAUGAAGAAAAAGCCGCCAGAGACUUGGAUCGAUACAAAAAACAAAGCAGAAAAGCUGUGGAUCAAAGCAUGAAGAAAUUGUCAACAGAAAAGGGGAAAAACCAUAAAGCCAGAUUGAAAGACUGCUUGUCUAACCAACCAAAACUUGACAAGCUUUUUCAUUCUCAAAGGGAGAAGAAACACAGUAGUUGCCAAGCAGUAAAAAUUGUGAGGGUGCCCUUCUCUAUGGAGUCAUUCAGGCGGAAACUGGACAUACUUGGGCAGAAUGAAUCUGAUCAAGAUGAACCUUGCCUAAUUCAUCUUCUGAAUUUUCCGGAUGCAUGGAUCAUGGCCUCUGAGAAAAAAAUAAUGAUGCUGAAUCCAUACAGAAUAGAAGAAGCCCUUCUGUUUAAAAAACUUCUUAAAAGCCAUAAACUUCCUAUAGAGAAGUUGGACAAACCAAUUGUAUUAACUGACAGUCUUCUCAGGGACUCUCAAUAUAUGGAUGUUCUUUGCAAGAUUCCCAGGGAAAGUGUAAGAUUUGAUGGGUCUUCAUAUCUGUUGGAUUCAAGACUUACAGCAAAUGGAUUUAAGAUAAAGUUAAUACCAGGUUCAGAAGCUCAAGAAAAUCAACUGGAAAUAGAAGGAAUGGCCAGUUGUGUUCCAUACUAUGGUAUAUCAGAUCUGAAAGAAAUUCUCAACUUUGUGAUAAAUGAUAAUGCAAAAGAAGUAUAUGAAUGUAGACCUCUUAAAGUCAUAAACUACCUGGAGGGAGAAGCAGUGCGACUUUCCCGGCAGCUACCAUUGUAUUUAUCAAAGGAAGAUGUUCAGGACACUGUAUGUAGAAUGAAGCAGCAACUUGGAAAUCAAGAUAAAAGCUGUGUUCAUGGCCGACCUCUUAUUCAUUGUUUAACAGAUAUUCCACAGAGCAACUAGCAAGGAAAUAUUUCAUUUGAAAUUGUAUUUCAUAUUUUAUACAAAAUAAAAUAUAAAAUUUGGCUGUUUUGUAAGAAGAA
Anolis sagrei ordinatus is the source of this 2895-nucleotide messenger RNA. NCBI's taxonomy places the organism in Eukaryota, Metazoa, Chordata, Lepidosauria, Squamata, Anolidae. The record is from RefSeq and is a predicted model, not a curated record.